This is a messenger RNA of Alnus glutinosa, 532 nucleotides long. RefSeq names its product glycine-rich protein DC7.1-like. The transcript has 2 exons. Lineage: Eukaryota; Viridiplantae; Streptophyta; Magnoliopsida; Fagales; Betulaceae. The record is from RefSeq and is a predicted model, not a curated record. The coding region runs from base 39 to 401 and encodes 120 amino acids.
UACUUUCUUUGAUCGACAGUUCUGUGUUACUAAGAAAAAUGGGUUCCAAGGCGUUUCUUUUGCUAGGUCUUUUGUUGGCUAUUGUUCUUCUCGUCUCUUCGGAGGUGUCACCGAGAGACCUGGCUAAGACUUCCUCUGACCAGAGAAAAGUGGGGGCCACCAAAGAGGCCAAUGUGGUAGAUGAUGCCAAAUACGGUGAAUUUGGAGGAAAACCUGGUGGCGGAUAUGGGGGAUACACAGGUGACGGAUAUGGGGGAUACCAAAGUGGGCGAUCUCGAGAUCCUAGAAUUCUUAGAGGUCGCGUCGGCGGCGAACAUCCAUGCAGACAGUACGGUUACGGUCUCCCCAGUUGUCCCCCUGCUGAUCAUGAUGCAGAAACCGAAGCCAAGCCUCAAAACUAAAGCAACAUAAUUAUCUAAAUUAUAUAUAUGGUGUUUAAUUCCGUUGUAAUUAAUGUAGUAUUUAAAUAAGGGUUAAAUAUAAAAUUGGUCCUAGUGCUUUUGAUCUUUAUCAAAUUAGUCCUUCAACUUUA